AUCUAAUCUCUUCUACACGGCAUUUCAGCCGUGGCUGUCAACGGGAAGUCAUCUCAACCAGAGACACAUUAGAGCACGCAGGCAGAGAGUUGAAAAGUAUGUGCAUUUAGGAGUUUGUUUUGGCUGAGUUAUGUGUCUCUGUAAUCGUUUGAGAUGACCAUAUGGGAGUACUUGGCUUGUCCGCAUGUCGGCAGCUCUGAAGUUCUCUAACCUUCCACGUCUGAACUUUUCCAAACCCAAGGCAGUGCUGGAAUGUAUCUGAAACUCAUCACCCCACUGGACAACUUUCUCUUACAAUCAAGUCACAGCCUUUACCGGAACAAACAGGUGAACUUCUAACCAGGAAAGUGAAAACACUGAAGAAGAGGGACGAUGAAUAACACCACUUGUGUUCAAAUUGGAGACAGCAUCAUCAGUGACUUCCUGAUGUCUGUUUACAUCGUGGCUUUUAUCUUUGGUUUGAUCUUCAAUGUGCUGACCCUGGGCCCAAUUUGGCACCAAGUCCGGAAGGAAAAUGUUCUGGGAAUCUUCCUGCUCUGCCUCUCUGUCUCUGACAUGCUUUUCAUCUUCACCAUGCCCCUUUGGAUCAAUUAUUACCGUCAGGAUCACCACUGGAAGCUUGGCGCUGAAAUCUGCAGCGUAGCGGGCUUCUUCUACUACUCGAACAUGUACAUCAGCAUCUUCCUGCUCUGCUGUAUCUCUGUGGACCGCUGCCUGGUGGUAUGUUACCCACUCCACUUCAAGGCUCGGCGUACAGCUCGCUACGCCUGGGUCCAAUGUCUCAUUGUGUAUGUUGUAGUGGUGGUUCUGCACAUCAUGGUACUGUACCACGACAACCUCACAGAUGCCCAUGAUGAGAAUGGCCAAAAUGACCGUUGUUAUGAGACCUUCCCCAUGCCGAGGAAUGUGGCCAUAUUCAACCUGGUCAGAGUGUGCCUUGGCUUUCUACUACCACUGCUAGUGUUAGUAGUAAGCUACUGGAGGGUGCUGGCCACUGUGGGGCAAAGUCCUGGCCUGACUGCCCAGAUGAAGAGGAAAGUUCGCCUCCUGUCUUUCGGAGUGAUUGGAAUCUUCUCCUUUUGCUUUGCUCCAUAUCAUAUUCUCCUGCUCAUCCGCUCACUAGUCUACUUCAACAGCAAUAAUGACUUACCUGAAGGAGAUUAUUGCAAGUUUGAAGACAAGGUGCACUUCAUCUUCUCAUUUAUGCUGGCCUUGUCCAGUCUGAACUGCGUAGUGGACCCUGUGCUGUAUGUGCUGGUCAGUAAUGUAAUCCAGGAUAAGUUAAAGCAGUGCUGCAGAAGGAGUGGAGAUGCAAAACCAGAAGGCUGUACGCUUACUACAUACAAUAGACGAAAAACUAAUAGUAACAAUUUAAUAUAAAAAAAAACAAGCUGCAUGUCAUAGAGAAGUGUCUAUUUGUAGGCAUAUCUGUGUACAUAUGUGCAUACACAAUUAUACAUUACAGUUAGCCAGUAAGUAGCGGGAUUAUUUACAUCCCAUAAUCAACCCUUUCAAGUAUCCUUUGAGAACCAAGCUCCCGGAUUUGUCUGUUUUUCUUCCCCACUAUAUCCUGCACUUUUUAGAGGAGGGGGCUGAUUAAUGUAUGCAUCUCAGAGCUGGGUAAUUGGAUUGUAGUCCCAGGUUUGGUUCUCCUGAGAGUUCUUCAGUUGCAGCCACUUCUUGUUUGUCGCUGGAUGCUGCCAGAUCUGAGUGUGACACUGUGAACAUGCGACCCUGAUACGGAUAAAUGUGCGAUAACUGUAAAGCAUGCCAUAGAAAUUCUUUAUUAGCAUGAUCCUGAAACUUCAGUGUACUUUGUCGGUUAAAUGUGUUGAAUAGGAGGCUAAAUAAACCUGUGAACAUGUGA
This is a messenger RNA of Mugil cephalus (flathead mullet), 1867 nucleotides long. It is a transcript of the gene gpr184, whose product is annotated as G protein-coupled receptor 184. Bases 373 to 1380 code for a protein of 335 amino acids. Gene Ontology annotation, biological process: negative regulation of G2/M transition of mitotic cell cycle; G1/S transition of mitotic cell cycle; G protein-coupled receptor signaling pathway. Gene Ontology annotation, molecular function: G protein-coupled receptor activity. Lineage: Eukaryota; Metazoa; Chordata; Actinopteri; Mugiliformes; Mugilidae. The transcript has 2 exons. Gene Ontology annotation, cellular component: membrane. The record is from RefSeq and is a predicted model, not a curated record.